CAGCACCGCACCACCGACACUACAAACACGCACGAAUAUCCUUUCCUCCGCGACUCCUCCAAUACUUUCUUCAUCUUCCACAUAGUACGUCCAAGCCGCGCCUCGCCCCGCAGCCCCGCCAUCCCACUCUUCGAUAGGCACCAGAAGCGCCUAUCUGAGCCCACGAGAGCAGGGUGCGAUAAAUCCAGAGCUGAUCGAUACAUCUAGAGCUACGCCAACAUGAGCGGCUGGGGUCUGGGCUGGUUCGGCGGCGGCGGCCAGACGAAGAAGGAUGGCCCCAAGAAGGCCAUCCUUCAGCUUCGCGGCCAGCUCGAGAUGCUGAACAAGAGAGAGAAACAUCUGCAAAACCAAAUGGACGAGCAGGAUGCCUUGGCGCGAAAAUACGUCUCUACCAACAAGCAAGCUGCCAAAUCCGCAUUACGGCGAAAGAAGCAGUUUGAGCAUUCGCUCGAGCAGACAAGCUCCCAGAUCAUGACUCUCGAGCAGCAAAUCUACUCCAUCGAGUCGGCGAAUAUCAACAAGGAGACGCUAGAUGCCAUGAAGAAUGCCGGUGCCGCCAUGAAGCAGAUACAUGCUGGCCUAACUAUUGACAAGGUCGACGACGUCAUGGAGGGCCUGCGCGAGCAACAUGCUAUUGGCGAAGAAAUCAGCGAAGCAAUUACCUCGAGCAUCGCCAACAAUGGUAUCGACGAGGACGAGCUGGACGAGGAACUGGCCGAACUACAACAAGAGAAGCUGGACGAGCAAAUGCUCAAUACUGGCAGCGUACCCAUUCACGACGCGCCCUCGAGCCAAAAGCUGCCACAGGCGCCCAACACGAAUCCCAAGGCGCCGCAGCGAGUCGAGGAAGACGACGAGGAAGAGGAGCUGCGGAAACUGCAGGCGGAGAUGGCCAUGUAAGCUGACAUGGUCCACCAGACAUGGACAUCGCCAGUGGGCGGUGAUGGUCCUUUAGGAGUAUGGCGAUAUGGUCAGAAGCUCAGGUUAUAGGCUUCAACUUCUUUUUUUUCACCACCUUUGAUUCCUCACUAUUUUCCUUUUAUGUCACUUGCGGCAUCUAGUUGUUUCUUUGGAUCUUCGUAUCGAAUGCACCCAGGCUUUGUGUUUGGAGGCUGCACGUAGCGAAGAAUGACAGGGAAUGGAGAAUGGGAAGGGAGAAUAUUAAUACCUUGCAAUUUCAUGCACAAUUCAGCGUUCGUGUUAUUCUUUGGUGAUUUGUCCCUUGGC
Bipolaris sorokiniana ND90Pr is the source of this 1227-nucleotide messenger RNA. RefSeq lists its product as uncharacterized. Bases 220 to 900 code for a protein of 226 amino acids. The record is from RefSeq and is a predicted model, not a curated record. Gene Ontology annotation, biological process: vesicle budding from membrane; late endosome to vacuole transport via multivesicular body sorting pathway. Gene Ontology annotation, cellular component: ESCRT III complex; multivesicular body; cytoplasmic side of plasma membrane. NCBI's taxonomy places the organism in Eukaryota, Fungi, Ascomycota, Dothideomycetes, Pleosporales, Pleosporaceae. The transcript is spliced from 3 exons.